Molecule: messenger RNA, 19363 nt
Organism: Polyodon spathula (Mississippi paddlefish)
Lineage: Eukaryota; Metazoa; Chordata; Actinopteri; Acipenseriformes; Polyodontidae
Product: adhesion G-protein coupled receptor V1-like
Exons: 91
Coding region: 425-19081 (6218 amino acids)
Biological process (GO): cell communication; cell surface receptor signaling pathway; negative regulation of adenylate cyclase activity
Cellular component (GO): membrane
Molecular function (GO): G protein-coupled receptor activity
Source: RefSeq, a predicted model, not a curated record
GCUGAGCAUGACUUGUCAAUGCAAAGGGCAUAGGACUGAAUAGUUGUGUUUGAGAACAUCAAGGCUGUGCAGGAUAGCUCGUCUCUUCAAGAAAGCAUUGUAUCACUUGAAUUGAGCAAGAAGCAAAGGGGCGCCAAAACCAGACACCAAGACACAAGAAAUACAGUUUAUUUUAUUCCAGCGUUUACCGGUUGACGGGCUUUUGUAUAUAAAUGCAAACAGGUUUAAUAAUAAGGAUCCCAUGAGGAAAUCGUUUUGGGAAUCAGAGUUUCAACGCUGGGCUUUACAAUAGCAUCGGAAACAGUUUUUUGACAGACCAUUGGAGAUGUUUUUCUGUAAGCCAACUGUUCUUAGAUGAUAUCUUCUGCGAUAUUGGAGCACUUUAUAUUUGUCCUGGGUUGUUGAGAAGAAUAAAACGUCAGGAAUGCCCGCUGCCCUUAUCCUAGCAGAGCUUCUAAUAGCACUUUGCAUCUCACAAACCUUUGGAGAUACCGAGCUGAGAUUCUUGGGACAGACAGAGUUUGUGGUGAAUGAAAGCAGCACAACGGUGGUCCGCCUCAUCAUUGAAAGAACUGGAGAUCCUGUCAACAUCACUGCACUUAUACUGCUUCAGGGAGAUGAGACCGGCGACUUUGAGGCCACGUCAGCUGCUGCUUUCCUGCUGGCUUCAGAGACAAACAGGACCAUUUAUAUAGCGGUCAGGGAUGAUGAGCUCCCCGAAGCUGAGGAGACUUUCGUAUUUCAGCUAAAACUACAGAGUGCCUUACCUGGUGUGAGAUUAGGAUCCCCCAAUACUGCCACUGUGACAAUACUUUCCAACGACAAUGCCUUUGGGAUUAUUUCAUUCAACAUGUCUUCCUUAAUCACGGUGAAUGAACCCAGGGGUAGCAGCCAAUUUGUGCCCCUCAGUCUAAUCAGAGAGAAAGGGACUUAUGGCAGCGUGACCGUGAACUUUGAGAUCACUGGAGACCCCAACCCAGCCGAGGAGGACUUGAGCCCAGCCAAAGGAAACAUCACCCUACCCCCUGGAAGAGCGACAGUGGUGUACAGAUUACUCAUACAGGACGACCAGAUUCCGGAAGAUGAUGAAAUCUUUACCAUUGCGCUGACCAGCGUUGAAGGCGGGGCUGUAAUCAACCUCAACCGCAGCAGUGUCCGAAUCAGAAUCAACAAGAACGACAGCCCAGUAAAGUUCGCCCAGUCCGUGUUUGUGGUGCCCGAAACAGCUGGCGUCAUCACUGUCCCGGUGACCCGAGGAAGAAACGAGCAGGACAGAGUGAUCGGAUCAGACUCGGGGGAGGUUUCCAUCAGCUAUAUGAUCAUCACGGGCAACAGCACGGCCAGCGCUUUGCUUACAUCAGACUUUGUUGACCUGCAGCCCAACCGCACCGUCGUUUUCCCCCCUCGAGUCUCUGAAGUGCAGCUGCAGUUUCUGAUCAUCGACGAUGCCACUCCAGAGAUUGCCGAAUCCUUUCAGGUGGUGUUACUGGAGGACUCGCUGCAGGGAGAUGCAGUGUUGCUCAGCCCCGGCAUUGCUCAGGUCACCAUCGAACCCAAUGAUAAACCCUAUGGAGUGCUGUCAAUCAUCAGUGCACUGCUGGCUCAGACUCUCAUCAUCGAUGAAGACCUCACUUCAAGGUUUGAAAGCAUCUCCAUUGUAAGAAAUGGUGGGACCCAUGGGAAUGUGUCUGUGAACUGGACGAUAACACGGAACAGCAGCGACCAGUCCUCCGUGGCCACAGACCUUACCCCGGCCUCAGGGAUCCUCCUAUUCGCUGAAGGCCAGAUGUCAGCCUCACUUCGGCUUAAUAUCACCAGUGACGACCUUCCGGAGGAGGCAGAGGCCUACCUGUUCAGGCUGUUGCCUAGAACGGUACAGGGGGGAGUGGAGGUGGAUGCGCCUGUGGAGAUGGUGUUUUACAUUCAAGACAGCGACGAUGUCUACGGGUUAGUGAGAUUCCACCCUUCAGACGAGCAGAAGAUCGAAAGCCACCCUUCCGGUCGCUUCCUCUCCCUCAGCUUCCUCCGCCAGGGGGGCACCGUGGGAGACGUGAGGCUGAACUACACUGCGCUCUACAUUCCCACCGGGCCGAUCAAUCCAGGGAGAGCCAAGGACGGAGUCCUGAACACCACCAGGAAAAACAGCAUCAUCUUUCCGGCAGAGCAGUCCCGGGUCCAGGAGACGUUACCAAUAAGAAACGAUGCCUUCCUUCAAAACGGAGCACACUUUGUAGUACAGCUGGACAGUGUGGAACUGGUGAGUAUCACGCCACCCAUCCCGCCAGUGAGCCCCAGACUAUGGGGUGUCCUGAACAUAUCCCUGAUCAUCACUCCAGACAUCGCCAACGGAGAGAUCGGCUUCACCAGCAACCAGACCCUAGUGGUGUUCGAGCCUGAGACGGCCUCCGCUAAUCUGGUCUCUCUGGCUUUGCAACGCGACGGGACGGACGGGCAGGCAGUAGUGUUCUGGAGUCUGAGACCAUCGGGGCUCAGCCAGCGAGACGUGACCCUCGACGAUCUGGGGCCUUUCAAUGGCUCCGUCACAUUCCUCUCCGGUCAGAGCGAUUCCUCCAUCAACAUUACCGUCCGAGCCGAUGACAUCCCAGAGAUCAAUGAAACGCUUAGCAUCUCUUUGGACAGGACUAAUGCUGAAAACCAGAUUCUUAAAUCAGGCUUCACCAGCCGGGAGAUUGUUAUCUUUGAAAAUGAUGACCCAGGUGGAGUUUUUGAGUUCUCUCCACGCUCCAGGGGACCGUGGUUAAUCAAUGAAGGGGAGGCUGUGGAGCUGAGAGUGGUCCGGUCCCAGGGUGCACUUCUGAAGCAGCUACUCCGCUAUGAAGUUAUGCCGGGCAACACCUAUGAGUUCUAUGGAAGCACUGGCAUUUUGGAGUUCAAACCUGGAGAGAGGGAGGUGGUGGUUGCACUGGUGGCACGACCGGAUGGGACCCCAGAGUUGGAUGAAAUGUACUCUGUGGUACUGAGCAGCCACAGUGCUCCCCCCAGCAAGCUUGGGCCUGCCCGACAGGUUGACGUCACGAUCCGAAAAAACGACGACCCUCACGGGGUGAUUGAAUUCAGCAGGGCAGGGCUGCAGGAAACACUGAACGAAAGCAAAGGCAGCGAGAUUCACUCAGCUUCUUACACGGUGGUAAGAAACAGAGGAACUUUUGGAGAUGUUUCAGUGUCGUGGAGUUUGGACACACCCUUCACUGAAGAUGUGCACCCUGUCCAGGGGACUCUGUCCUUCACACAGGACGAGUUUUCAAAAAACAUCACACUGACAGCCCUUCCUGAUCAGGUGCCUGAAGACAUGGAGGGAUUUACAAUCACCCUUUUAAAUGUGACUGGAGGAGCAAGACUGGGAAAUGCUCUGAAUGCAACCCUACAGAUCAGAAAAAAUGAUGAUCCCAUUUACUUUGCAGACCCUUUUGCCAUAAGAGUUCAAGAAGGAGAUGUUGCCAACUUCACAGUCCUGCGGAAUGGGUCGAGUGACUCUGUCGCUAAGGUGAUGUAUCAGAUGGCCCGCGGAGGCACCUCAGAUGAAGACUUCGUUCCUGCCGAGGGCGGCAACGUCCUGGUGUUUGAGAUCGGGGAGCGAAUGAAGAACAUCUCAGUCACCAUCAUAGACGAUGACAUUCCCGAAACUGAAGAGCCCUUUUAUAUCCUUCUUUUCAACGCCACAGGUGAUUCAGUGGUCUAUGGGGCUGACACAGCUACAGUAGUGAUUGAAGCCAAUGAUGACGCCAAUGGAAUCUUUUCACUGGAGCCUGUAGGCAAGGCUGUGGAGGAGGGGAGCUCCAGUAACUUCAUGGUGGUGAGGGGUAGAGGGAUGUUUGGCACGGUUACCGUCUUCUGGCAGUUGUUUGGUAAUGGAUCAGCGUUGGAUACUGGACAAGAAUUCUACAACACCUCAGGAACCAUUGUCUUCCAGAAUGGAGAACGAUCCAAGCCAAUCACCCUCCACGCUCUUUCAGAUAAAAUUCCAGAAUUCAAUGAGGUCUAUCUUCUAAUGCUGACCAAUAUAUCAGGCGGAUACCCAGGACCAGGAGGCAGGCUGGCUGAAGCUAACCAGAAUGUCACGGUCCUCAUUCCCUUUAACGAUGAUCCUUUUGGGGUGUUUGUGAUAGACCCUGAGAGUCUAGAUCGUGAAGUGGCUGAAGACACCCUCUCGGAAGACGACAUGUCCGACAUCACAUCCUUCACCAUCCUCAGAAACCAGGGCACAUUUGGUGUGGUUCGUGUCGGGUGGGAAAUACUGUCUGAUGCCUUCCACUCGGGUCUGCCUCCCAUGAGAGAUCUGAUUCUGCAGGGGUCCUUCCCCAGUCUGGUGGAGCUCAGGCCACACCUGAGACGUCACCACUCCGGCACAGAUGCUCUGUUCUUCAGUGGAUCUCUGGGCGCCUUUGGGACCGUUAGCCCCGAGGAUCAGCUGGUUGUGAACCAAAGUCUUGUCAGUUUCACCUUCUCAGCCUGGCUGAUGGCCAGCGCGAACACCAAUGGCUUCAUCAUUGCCAAGGCAAAUGAAAAUGGCACCCUGUAUUACGGGGUGAAGAUUCAAACCAAUGAGUCCCAUGCAGUGUUGCUGCUCUAUUACACCCCUGUGGGAUCCAAUGCCACUCAGGUUGCCAGGGCAGCAGCAAUGAGGUUCCUGGAAGACAAUGUCUGGCUGCAUGUCAUCAUCACCUUGGGUGAUGGGAUCAUUGAGUUCUACAUGGAUGGCAGCUCCAUUGCUGGGGGAACCAGGAGCCUCAAAGGAGAAGCAAUUGCUGAUGGCCGGGCGGUGGUGAGGAUCGGGGCGGGGGCUGACGGCAGUGACAGGUACACAGGCCUCAUGCAGGACGUGCGGCUGUACUCGAGCAGGCUGAGCCGAGCAGAGAUCCACGAGCUCCACAGCCAGCCCGCCAAGGCUGACCUGCGCAAUGUGUCGGGGUACCUGGAAUACCGGCAGGGCGAGAACCGCAAGGCCUUCAUCGUGGAGGUGCGGGACGACCGGGAGGAGGAGGCCGAGGAGUCCUUCAAUCUCUGGCUGGUCUCUGCCCACGGAGGAGCGCGACUGCUCCAGGAGAACACCCCCGCCAGGCUGAGGAUACAGAAGAGCGACAAUGCCAAUGGGCUGUUCGGGUUCACAGGCGCCUGCAUUCCUGAUGCGUCGGAGGAAGGCUCAGUGACCUCCUGUGUAGUGGAGCGGACCAGAGGAGCCUUGGACUAUGUCUAUGUAAAUUACACCGUGACUCAGACUGAUUCCAGCAGCGGCUCACCCACAGCUCCAGACUUCGCUAACUCCAGCGGCACUAUCACAUUCCUCCCCUGGCAACGGUCAGAGGUUCUGAACCUCCAUGUUCUCGAUGAUGACAUCCCUGAGUUUGCAGAGCACUUCCGGGUCACUCUGGUGUCAGCGGUGUCCGGGGAUGGGAAACGAGGCUCCACCCCCACCAGCGGGGCCAGUAUAGACCCAGAGAACUCAGCCACUAACAUUAUCAUCAAAGCAAGCGACCACCCCAAUGGAUUGCUGCAGUUCUCCAAGGGCCCCCCUCCAGACCCUGCUGCUGAGAUGAUCAGACCGGCUGUGGCAGCUGCCAGCAUCACCGUGGAGGAGGAGGUCGGGGAGAUCAGGCUGCUGGUGGUUCGUGCCCAGGGCCUUCUGGGAAGGGUGCUGGUGGGAUACAGAACAGUACCACUGACUGCAAUGAGCCCAUAUGACUAUGAGGAAACAGAUAGCACCCUGGAAUUCCAGCCUGGAGAGCGAUUUCAAUACAUCCACGUGAACAUCACUGACGACUCUGUCCCUGAGCUAGACAAGUCCUUCAAAGUGGAGCUUUACAACCCUGCCUGGGGAGUUGCUGAACUCUUUAGGAGUGAGGGCAGUGCCAGCGGCGAUGGGGACGCCGACUUCUUCCUCCCAGCUUUUCAUCAGCGUGCCAGCCUGGGCAUGGCUUCUCACAUCAUAGUGACUAUCGCUGCUUCGGACGACGCCCAUGGGGUGUUUCAGUUCAGCACUGACUCGCUUGCUGUCAGUGGAACUGAACCAGAGGAAGGUCACGGCACUGUCGUCCUGCAGGUGGCACGCAGUGGAGGUGCCUUGUCCAGGGUGACCUUGUUCUGGGAGGUCGACUCGGACCCUGAGGCAGACCUGAUUAAUAAAAUCGGCAACGUCACAUUCGAGGUCAGCCAGACUAGAGCAGACAUAGUGGUCCAGGUCUCUUUGGAUGAGGUGCCAGAGUUGGACAAGACCUUUGUAGUCCGCAUUCGCAAUGUCUCUCACGGGCGUUUGGGGGCCUUGACCAAUGCCUCGUUAACUGUGCUUGCUAAUGACGACCCCUAUGGGCUGUUUGUCUUUUCUGAGAAGAACCGCCCUAUCCAGGUGAUGGAAGCAAACACAGACAUGACACUGGUGAUACAGAGGCUGAAAGGGCUUAUGGGCUCAGUACAGUUGAGCUACAGGACAGUAAGGGACGAUGAAGGAUCGCCCGCCAUCCCUUCUGACAUUGCCAGGGCUAACGAGGGAAGCGACUUCCUUGCCAUAGUGGGCUCUGUGAUUUUCACAGCCAAUCAGAGCGAAGCUAACAUAACCCUUCGUGUUUUGGAUGAUUUUGAACCUGAACAAGCAGAGUCUGUGUUUGUGCAGCUGAUCAAUGUUACUCUCCUGCAAGGAGUUCAACACAGACCAAUUUAUCUCUCGCCACGCCUGGGGCCUAUGAAUGAAACUGUUGCCCAGGUGAUAAUCGGAGCGAGUGACGAUGCUUUCGGAGUGCUGCAGCUGUCGUCUCCCUCUGUCAGCGUGGCUGAGUACUAUGUGGGUCCGAUUGUCAAUGUGACCCGGGCCGGAGGGAUUUUUGCAGAUGUCUCUGUGAAGUUCCGAGCAGUGCCAAUGACAGCGAGGGUUGGGGAAGACUAUAGCGUAGCUUCCUCCGAUGUGGUCUUGCUUGAGGGAGAGACCAGCAAGUCCGUGCCAGUCUACAUCAUCAACGACAUCAACCCUGAGGUAGAGGAGAGGUUCCGCAUCGAGCUCCUCAACCAGACCACAGGGGGCGCUGUGCUGGGAGGCCUCACCCAGUGCAUCAUCACCAUCGAGGCCUCGGAUGACCCCUACGGGUCUUUCGUUUUUCAGGCAGCCACGCUGAAAGUAGAGGAGCCUAAUCUGGAUGCCACUAAGGUAAACCUGCCAAUCGUGCGGAAUGCUGGAACUCUGGGCAACGUGACUGUAGGAUGGGCGGCCACUGUUAAUGGAGAACGUGCCGGCGAUGAUCUUCGACCUGCAUCAGGUCAAAUCACCUUUGCCCCUGGUGAAACCGUGAAGUCCCUUACAGUAGAAGUAUUGGCUGAUGAUGUUGCUGAAAUUGAGGAAAUUGUUCGUGUGGAGUUGAUGACAGCCUCAAACGGAGGUAGCAUUGGUGCAGAAAGAUUUGCGAAUAUUAUUGUCCCUCCCAAUGACAACCCUUAUGGGACUGUAUCCUUCAGGCAGACUGCGUACCGAGUCCACGAACCUUUGGAGGGGGCCUUCAUUGCUAACAUCACUGUCAUGAGAAGCGGGGGCCGAUUUGGACGUCUACAGAUCCUAUACAGCACAGCUGAGAUUGACGUGGUGGACAAAGCUUUGAAGGAGGGACAGGAUGUUUUGACCUACUAUGAUCUACCGGUGCCGGCAGUUCCUGUAGGCCCCUUUCGAACGCAAGUUAACGUCACCUCCCAAAAAGAACCUUUACUUGCCUGUGCAACCUUUUGCCUAAGAGAACGAGCUUGCCAAGCCUUCUCAUUCUCCAACACCUCUGGAGUGGCCAGGUGUGACUGGAUGGCCUCCCUCAGCAAUGGGAUGACCAACAGCUCUGAAACCCUGACCUACAGGAAAAACAGCACCACAAUCUCCAAUCUGUUCAACAUGCAAGCCAUUGCGGGCAGCGACUAUGAGUCAGUGACGGGCAGCUUGGCAAUUAUGCUGGAAGGGGAUGAAACAGCCAACCUCACAGUCCCCAUCCUCAGUGACAGCUUGCCUGAAGUGGACGAGACGUUCACUGUUCACCUCCUGAGAGUCGAUCUGGUCAAUAUAACGGCCACCACCCAAAACAGGCCUUCAAUAGGCCUGACUGACACGGCCCGCGUCACCAUAUCGAUGAAUGGGGAUGCCUUUGGGGUGUUUCUGAUCUAUAGCACCAGCCCCAACGCCACGAAGGGAGGGCUGUACCUGGAAGUGCAGGAGAAGCCCCAGAACAUGGUGCUGCUUGUGAUAGAGAGGAGAGGGGGCAGUCUGGGGCAGGUAACUGUGGAGUGGAGUGUGGUGGGGGGCACAGCCACCCUCAACACUGACUUCAUCGGCACUGGAGAAGUACUCACUUUUGCAGAUGGUGACCUCCGGAAGACCAUUCAGCUGUUCAUCGUGGAUGACAGCGAGCCCGAAGGCAAUGAAACGAUCGUGGUGAGCCUGACGCAGACGGAAGGAGGCAGCCGCAUCCUGCCCAGCUCUGACACCGUCACCAUCCUCAUUCUAGCCAAUGACAACGCGGCCGGAGUCAUUGGCUUCCAGACCUCCUCUAGCUCGGUGAUCGCUCGAGAAGGAGAGAGUGUGCAGUUAUUAAUAGCAAGAUCAGCUCCUGGCCUGGGCAACGUCACUGUGGAUUGGAGUAUCCAAGGACCUCGCGUGGAGCAAAACUUUGCUAAUUUCACAGGAGUCCUGUUCUUUCCAGAGGGCUCCUUGAAUGCUUCCAUAUCUGUAAAGUUGCUGGAUGAUGGAAUCCCUGAAGAGAAGGAGGAGUACAGGAUCAUUCUGGGAAACAUCAGAACUGAGGGGGUUCAUCCCACGGGGGCAGCUGCUCUUGACAGGCAGGGUUUUGAAGCAGUCCUGACAGUGGAAGCCAGCGACGAACCUUACGCUGUUUUGAGCUUUGCUCCCUCGUCCAAGAUGGUCUCCACAAGGGAGGGAAACGAAAGCAUCCAGCUCUUCAUCCGCAGGGAGUUUGGAUCUCUUGGAUCCAUAAACAUCAGCUAUGAGACGGUACGUGGGUCUCUUCAGACCCAGAACCAGACCAAUGGCUCCCUUGCUGAGCCCGGCCAGGACUUCAUUUCUGUGGCUGGCUUUCUGGUUCUGCAGGAGGGGCAAACCUCGGCUGCAAUCAACAUUACCAUUCUAGAGGAUGAUCUUCCUGAGUUGCAGGAGUUCUUCCUUGUAAAUAUCACCUCUGCUGUACUCAUCACACGCAACCCCGCCUCUCCCUUUCACACGCUUGACCUGGUUCAUUACAGACUUAAAGAUAUUCAAGGCCUGGUGGCACAGAUCACAAUUGAUGCCAGUGAUGGAGUCCAAGGAAUCAUUGCAUGGCAAAGCAUAAAAUAUGAAGUGAAUGAAUCCAUUGGCAGCUUGAUGCUGGUGGCCUACAGGAAUGGAGGGACCUAUGGCAAUGUGUCUCUGUUCUUCUACGCUCAAAACCUUGAAGCUCAGCUGGGGCUCGAUUACAAUGCAACUUCAACAAUUCUGCACUUUGCUGAUGGGGAAAGGCAUCAGUUCAUCGAGAUCUUGAUCUCUGAUGAUGAAAUACCAGAAGGGGAUGAGAAAUUCCAGCUCAUUCUGGCCAAUCCUUCUUUCGGGCUGGAGCUUGGAAAAAACACUACAGCUACAGUGACCAUCCUUACUAACGACGAUGGACACGGAGUGAUCUCCUUCAACAACAGCGAGCACUUCUUCCUGAAGGAGCCCACCUCCCUCGACCUGUCGGAGAGCGUGGCGAUGCUGUUUGUCUUGCGGGACCCUCCUCAGGGCACCUUCGGGACAGUCACUGUGCAGUACCUGAUCACCAGCCUCAACGGCUCAGAUGCAUCGCAGGACCUCCAGCCUUCACAAGGAUUUGUUGUCCUGGAGGACGGAGUCAGGUUCAAGACCCUGCAGAUCUCAGCUGUGCUGGAUGAGGAGCCAGAGAUGAACGAGACCUUCGUGGUCACCCUGUCAGACCCGACCGGGGGAGCCAGGCUGGGCUCCGUCUUGCGGACCCUGAUCACAGUGCUCCAGAACCAGGCUCCGCUUGGCCUCUUCAGGAUCUUUCCAGUCAACAGCAGAGCAAGCUCUGUAACUGUUGAAGAGGGGAACAGUACGGUGUAUCUGAGAGUGUCUCGCAGCAACGGGCUGGACGCUGAAGUCAGUGUGGAGUGGGAAACACAGUCAGACACAGCCUACGGCACGAGGGGAGACUACCCAGCGCUACCUGUCUUGCAGAGCUUCCCAGAGCAGCAAUCCUCAGGCUGGUGCACCCUCACAUCAGGGGGGGCCCUGUACGCUCUUCGUCUGGGGAUACCUCCAGCCAGCCCCUCCCUGGAAGAGGUCUCCACGAUGUACAGGUGGCAGGGAGUGUUUGUAGCGGCUCAGUCUUUGAAGAUCCAAGGUCCCAGGAUUUGUAUUACCUUUGCAAUGAAUGGGUCAUCCUAUAUAGCGAUCACUCACGGAGUACAAGAUGACAGGAGAGCAUCAAACACCAGCCUCUUCAGAUUGGCACCUGAUAUGAACUUAACACUGGUGCAAUCCUGGAAUGUUGCGGAGAAUAGUGACGUAAAGCACUUUGUGUUGGGAAGGACAGAUUAUUUAAUCACUGCCAGCCAGGUUUUCAGAUGGAACGGGAAGAUGUUUACAUUCCACCAAGACCUCAGCAUCCCAGGAGCCUCCGGGCUGGCCGUAUUCCUCCGGGGAAACAGCUGGUACCUGGCUGUGUCUGUGCUGAGCCCCAGUCAGAGCUGUGUGCUGUUCCAGUGGGCUGGGGAGCAGUUCAGGAACCCUCAGGCCCUUCCUCUCAACACCCCAGCUAAACAGGUCCAGGCAUUCCACCAGGGGGCUGAGGUCUACCUGCUGCUUGUUACUGAAGAGUACAAUUCUACAUGCGAGGUGUUUGUCUGGAGAGCAGGGCAGUCUUUCUUCCAGCAUUUCCAGUCCAUCUCCCAUGGUAGACUGAACACAGCCCAGGCCUUCACGCCUCCCUCUGGCAUCAUCCAUCUCCUGCUUGCUGGUAAAAACACUUCCGGUCUGUAUUCGUGGAGGUCGGAGCUGAAUCGCUUCUCCUUGGUCCUGGAGGUUCCCCCAGCCCAGCAGCUGUUCCCUGUCAGCGCCCCACACCUCAAUGCAACUAAAACUCUUAUUGCAGCAGCCGGGGGCUCAGGCACCAGAAUCUAUGAGCUGACAUCUGUCUCAAACCAGUCCGAUUUCAUACCGAGUUCAGGUGAACUGAGGUUCAAACCAGGAGACAGAGAGCUGGAGAUGGCAAUCAAUGUGAUUGAGGACAACAUCCCGGAAGAGGAGGAGUCAUUCAGGGUCAGACUGAAGAACCCCAAGGGGGGAGCGGAGAUUAGCUUCAAUGGUCAUGUAACUGUGAUCAUUCCAUCCAACGAUGAUGCCCAUGGAAUAGUGGCCUUUGCACAGAGUUCUCUGAGUAUACAAGCUGAAGAGCUGGAGCAAGAUAACCUGCUCACCCUGAGUAUUGAACGCCUGCGAGGAACCUUUGGACGAAUCACUGUACACUGGGAAGCCAACGGGAGUCUGAGUGACAUAAUCCCCACCUUCGGAGUGGUCUCCUUUGCUGAGAGUCAAGCCAUCGCUGCGCUCUCACUAACAGUGUUAGCAGACAGCAUUCCCGAGCUUGCGGAGACCGUUACUGUCACCCUGACUGAAGUCACCACCGUCGGAAUUCAGGAUUCCACCCGGGGGGCUGUCAUUGACCCCCUCAGGAAGAGGGCUGAGAUCACUAUCCUGCCCAAUGACUCUCCCUAUGGGGUGAUUGGCUGGCACUCGGACUCCCUCUUUGUAACCACCCAGGAGCCUGACGUGAAGCAGACUGAUGUCAUGUUAAAGAUUGUGAGAGAACUUGGUUUUGUCGGAGAUGUUGCAGUUCAUUACAGAACCAAGCCAGCUUUCUCACAGCUGCCUGUGAACCAAGCCACGGAGCACGAGGACUAUGUGUCACAAGAGGCCACUGUCAUCAUGAAGGAGAACGUGCCCGUGGUCUAUGUUCAAGUCGCUGUACUGCCUGAUAAUAUCCCAGAGCUUGCCGAGAGUUUCCUAGUCAAUAUCACUGGAGUGGAGCUGCUGACCGGCUCUUUGGGUGGAGGGCAGCCCAGUUUGAGGAGACUGGGAAUGGAAACAGCAGAGGUCACCAUUGAGGAGAACGAUGAGCCUAGAGGAAUCUUGCAGUUUAACCUUUCAAAAGCUAUAACAGGUGAUGUUACUGGCUAUGAGGUCCUCCCUCCACAGAAUGUGUUGCAGUUACUGGUUAUUCGAUUGGCUGGCAGGUUUGGAGCAGUGGGAUUGGACUGGAAGGCUCAGCCCAUCAGUGCCAAUCUAGAAGACUUUUCCCCCGCCUUUGGAAACCUGACAUUCAGUGAUGGUCAGGGUUCUGGUGUGAUAGAAAUCACCAUAAUAGACGACAGCAUUGUCGAGUUCUUGGAGAGUUUCAGCGUUUCUCUGACCCGAGUGACAGGGGGGGCUAGACUGGGAAACGACACCACAGUGAUCGUGAACAUCCCUCCCAAUGACUCCCCCGUGGGGCUCUUCAGCUUUGAACAUAAAACGGUUACUGUUCGCGAGCCACAGUUCACUGAUGAUCCAGCAGGUCAGGUGACUCUGGCAGUGGUGAGAAGCCUGGGUGGGCGAGGAGUGGUCCAGAUCAUCUGGCUGGUGGAGGAAGCAGCGAGAGAUGACUUGAGCCCUCUCAACGGAACGCUGCAGUUCAAUGAGACGGAGUCUAAGAAGACCAUAGUUCUGCAGGCCUAUCGGGAUGCUGUUCUGGAGGGCGAUGAAAGGUUCAUCAUCAAGCUCCUCUCAGCCACAAAUGAAGCAGCAAUCAACCCUAUCGAUGGCAUAGCCACAGUUGUGAUUUUGGGUGACCAGGGAGCACUGGGCAGAGUGGGCGUUGCCACAUCAUCCCAGAGUGUUCUGAUUGGAGAACCGAUGGGAAAUUAUAAUGGGACUGCCUUGAUAAGCCUAAUCCGUGGUCCAGGGAUAUUUGGUGAAAUCACAGUUUACUGGAAUAUAACUCCUCCAAUUGCCACUGAAUUUGAAGAGACAUCUGGAAUGCUGAUAAUGAGGGACCGACAGUCAGCAGCCACAAUUCGACUAAAGGCCAUGGAUGACAACGUCCCUGAGGAGAGGCAGCACUACCAGCUCACCCUGACGGGAGUGAGCGAGGGGGCGGAGCUCGAGCAGUCCAUGCGGUACGCCAAUAUCACCAUGGCAGCCAGUGACUUCCCCUUCGGGCGCUUUUCAUUCUCUCAGGAAUUCCUGCAGGCCUCUGAGGAGGACAGACAGGUAAAGGUUACGGUUGUGCGUGGAGGGGGCAGCUUUGCCCGCAUCCAGCUCUGGUACCAGACCCUCAGUAGCUCUGCGGUAGGAGGCUUUGACUUCGCCCCUGUGACCGGACAGCUGGUAUUCGGGCCAGGGGAAGCCAGCAGACUGAUCUCAGUUGAAAUCCUCAACGAUGGGCUUCCUGAGGGCCCUGAGGAGUUCUUCAUUAAUAUCACCAGAGUGGAGCUUCUCAAUGGGAGUGGCUUGGAUUUCACUGUGAGGGAGAAUGGGCUCCAGCUUGACCAGCCUCCAGCAGUGGGCACUAUAUCCUCCAUCAGGAUUGUCAUUGAGAAGAAUGACAAUGCAGAGGGGGUCAUCGAAUUCGACCCCCAGUACCUCAUGCUGCAUGUGGAGGAGAAUGCAGGGACUGUGGUGAUCCCAGUGUUGAGAAGGCAGGGCACGUUCGGACUGGUGACGGCAGACUUCAUCUCCCGCAGUGUUACUGCACUCCCCAAUGGGGUCGACUACAGCCUUCCUAACAGCUCAGUCACCUUUUACCAUGGGCAGAACCAGAGCUUCAUCAACAUCUCCAUUAUUGAUGACAUGGAGAGGGAAUAUGAGGAGAACUUUGAGAUCCAGCUCACAGCCGCCACAGGGGGAGCAGUCCUAGGAACCCACUUAGUGAUCAGAGUGACCAUUGCUAAAAGCGACUCACCUAACGGACUAAUCCGGUUCCUGAAUGAAAGCCUGUUGGUCAUUCCAAACCCCAACAUCACUCAAAUCAUAAUGCUAGCCCUGGACAGGACAGGAGGAUUAGCAGGGGCUGCGGAGAUAAAAUGGAACAUUCUAGGUCCCAAUUCAAAAGAGGUUUUGCCAUCAGUAAACACAGACAUUGGUGAACCUGUGAAUGGAUCAUUCCAUUUCAGAGAUGGGGAGGGAGGAAUCCGAACCAUCGACCUGAAGCUCUUCCCUCAUGGAGACGUGGAAGUGCAGGAGACUUUCAUUAUCAGGCUGAGCCUGCUUUCAGGGGAAGUGGACAUGGACCCGAGGGCAGGCAAUGUCACCUUAGUAAUCCAGAAGUUUGGUGAUCCCAAUGGAAUAGUCCAGUUCACCCAGCAGUCCCUGAGAGAGGUGACCUACAUGGAGCCGAGUUCUGCAGAGGGGACGCUGAGUAUCACAUUCCUGGUCACAAGGGUGCAAGGAACAAUGGGGAACAUUACGGUGUUUUGGGAGCUGCACAGUGAUUCUGACAUAACAGGAGACUUUGGCUCAGUGCGCGGCUCGGUCACUAUCCCUGACACGCAGAGAUCGGUGGAGAUAACCGUCCGUCUCUUACCUGACGAUGUUCCGGAGCUGGACGAGGAGUGCACCCUCCUGCUGAGCUCUGUGGAAGGGGGCGCCGAGCUGGACAUUAACAAGAGCUCCACCAGGUUUACUGUGAAAGCUAACGACGACCCUCACGGCCUCUUUGCAGUAUAUUCAAACAGGCAGUCUGUGAACGUGGGGCCAGAGCUGAGCCGCCACAUUCUCCUGAACAUCACCCGCCAUGCCGGGGCCUUUGGAAACGUGAGCGUGGAGUUUAAAAUCACAGCUGACGGCCAAGGCCAGGGCUUCUUCAUGGACACUGUUCUGGGAAACGUCUUGGUUAAAGACGGUUCCAGCUUUGGAACUAGUGUAGUGCCAAUAAGUAAUCAGGUUUUCUUUGCAACUGGGUUUAACUUCACCAUUCAGCUUUCCAACAUAAGUCUAGUGGGUGGGAGCAUCAGCAACCCCCCUCGCAUUCAGAUGGAAGCAAAGACUGCAGUGGUGUCUGUCCAAGAAGAGGCGGCGAACUCUGAGGUUGGGUUUGAAUCAGUGGCUCUUCAAGUCUCUGACUCCACAGCCAGUAGCUGUGCUGCUGUCAUUUCCAGGGUAGGCUUGUAUGGAAAUGUCUUGGUGGAGUGGAGUAGCGGGUACCCACCUGGGCAGGAACCUGCGGGCCUCCAGCUUGGCCACAUCACACCUACAUCCGGGACUGCAACAUUGGCUCAUGGUGAAAGGAGCAGAUCUGUGCCACUCUCUGUUGUUUCCAAUGUGACUGGAGUGGAAGCAUUCGCUGUGCAUCUGAGGGCAGUGCACUCCAGCUCCUCCGGUGGGGCUCGGCUCAGGUCUGGCUUUACUACAGCAGAAAUCGAGCCUCUGGGAAUCUUCCAGUUUGCGCCAAACUCCAGACAGCUCGUGAUUGAGGAAGACGUCCAGACAAUCACCUUGUACGUUCAGAGACUGUUUGGUUUCCGUAGCAACCGGACCAGUCUGACCUACCUGACUUCAGCAGGAAGUGCCAAACCUGUGGAAGACUUUGAGGCCAUCCAGAACGGAGAGCUAAUUUUUGAGUCACGUCAAAUGGAAGCCUUUAUCAGGCUCUCUGUACUGAACGAUAACAUUAUGGAGGCUGAUGAAACUUUCUACAUAAACUUAACCAACGUGGAAGUUUUGAAUGGCCGGCCAGCUUUCCCGUAUCUGAAGCCACGGCUGAUCCCAGAAUCCAGUGUGGCUUCAAUAACAAUUUUAGCCAAUGACAUUAUCAGUGGCUUGCUCAGUAUUGGGCCUACGUUGGUGCAUGCUGUGGAAGACACAAACAACAGCACACUGCGAGGGGUGAUGCUUCGGGUGCAGAGGACUGUGGGCUUCAUUGGGGUCAUAAAAGCAACGGUUAAAACCUUUGGAGGAAAGAGUUUAACUUCUGGACUGCAAGGAACACCCUUUGAGGGCAACCGGAUAGAUCUGAACCAUACCUGGGCCAGGGAGGGAGAGGACUUUGAGGAGCAGACGGUGAUAAUUACACUGCUGGAAGGAGAGAGGGAGGCUGAUGUGUCCAUUGGAAUCCUGGACGAUGAGGAUCCAGAGGGACAGGAAGUGUUCUUCGUCUACCUCACCAGCCCGCAGGGAGGGGCACAGAUUGUGGAAGGGAAAGAUGAGAAUGGAUUCACGUCCUUCACCAAGAUUAUUAUCUUAGGAAGUGACUUUCAGAAUGGCAUUGUGGGAUUUAGUGUGGAGUCUCUGGCUGGGCUGGUGCUGGAUGAAGAUUCAGAGAACAGGAUGGUGGUGCUCACUGUUCAGAGACAAGAGAAUAGGGUCUUUGAAGAUGUAGCAGUGUCCUGGCGGGUUACAUUCAAUAAAACCAGCGUUUUACUCCAAAACAACGGAGUGAACCUGAUCAGUGAACUGUUGUCUAUCGCAGGAACAACCACCUGCCACAAGGGGGAGACAUUGUGCUUCUUUAGCCUGGAACUCAGACCUGACAAGGUGCCAGAGUUUGGGUUUUGGUUUUUGGUUGAGCUCUACCAGGUGGGUGCCGGAGCCAUGAUCAAUGAAAGCGGCAGGUUUGCCAACAUCACAGUUGUGGAGAGCGAUAGCCCACAAGGGCUGCUCCUCUUUGCUGUGGGCUCCCGGCUCCCUGUGGUCCAUCAGAAAUCCACCCUCCUCAGCCUGCAGGUGGUCAGAGAGUACAGCACUAGCUCCCUCCUCUCCGUCAGCUACAGCAUGCAGGAGCUCAAGAAAGCUGAGACAGUGGGACACACUACAAUCUGGCCAGCUGUUGCAGGGAUGGAUUUUGUGAAAUCUGAGGGGGUCCUUACUUUUGAAGCUGGGCAAAGAAGUGUGUUGAUGGACAUUACCCUGACCCCUGACCGGGCCUCGUCCAAUCCCCUUCCCAAGAGGUUCCAGGUGGUCCUGUUUAACCCCACAGGGGGCGCCAGAGUCGACCCCGAGUUCAGUGUUGCCAACGUCACCAUCGUGUCAGACCCAGAGACUCAGGCUGUGUGGGCUGUGGUGGAGCAGCUAUACCAGCCCCUGGAUGAAAGCAUACUGAACAGAGUCCUGCAGAGCCUGCUCAGCAAGAUCGUGACAGAGGUGACUGGGGAGCAGCUGAGUGCUGUGAUUAACGUGUUAGAGAAGGUGAAUGCGGAAGGUGCGCAGGCCCCUCUGUGGGACACCAGCAGGAGCCUGACAUACGAUAUCCUGUGUGCGAUGGCUAAUCCCAGCCGCAAGGACACACGGGGCCUGAGUCAGCUCUCGGAAAUUGCAGAGAGGUUCUCCUUUUCUCUGCUAACUGAUACAGAAUGCGGCUCGCAGGCUGAAAGGGGCAAGACCAUCUUGGACAGCUGCCCGUACAUCUCCAUCAAAGCCUACCACUGGUAUCCACAGCAGAUCAACGGGCACGAGUUUGACGGGAAGAACGGGGAUUCGUUGCGGGUCCCGGAGGCUCUGCUGGAGGUCCCGUCACUGGGCCCUGGUGACGUCUCCGUAGCCGCCUGUGAGAAGGUCCAGUUCACUGAGUACAGCAGCCAGCAGUGGUUCCUUACCAGCAGUAAGCCAACUGCCCUCAACAACAAGAUUUUUUCUGUCAGCUUAGAGGGCCGUGGCUCCCGCCCUCUUGCAGACAAUAUCGAGGUUACCUACCGUAUCUAUGCUGCAGAACGCCGGAUCAAGCCACGCCAAUCUCUGUGCCUUCUCUGGAACCAGGCCUCUGAAAGCUGGUUAUCGGACAGUCAGUUUUGCCGGGUGGUCGAUGACACUGCUAAUUUCGUGGAGUGUGCUUGCUCACACCUGUCCAUCUACACAGCCUAUGCCCAGACGGACAACCUCUCCUCCUACAAUGAGGCCUUCCACACUGCAGGGUUCAUCUGCAUUUCGGGAUUUUCCCUGGCCAUUUUGUCCCAUCUGUUUUGCUCGAGAUUCUCAAUGUUUGCUGCCAAACUCCUCAUGCACAUGAUGGUGGCCUGCCUGGGGACUCAGAUCUCCUUUUUGGUGUCUGUGUACAGCAGCCGGCAGCUCUCGGAGGAAAGCUGUUCUGCCUUGGGGUUGCUCACUCACUAUCUUCACCUCAGCCAGUUCAGCUGGAUGCUUAUUCAGGCUGUGAACUUCUGGCACGUGCUGGUGAUGAACGAUGAGCACACAGAGAGGCGCUAUCUGCUCUUCUUCGCCCUGAGCUGGGGCCUGCCUGCCUUCGUCAUCGCCCUGCUCGUCAUCAUCCUCCGGGGUGCCUACCACUGGAGUAUGCCUGAAAUCUAUGGCCCUGUAUAUGGAGAUGUGUGUUUCAUUCCCAAUGUGUAUGCUGCCCUGUCCACUGCUGCGCUCAUCCCCCUGACCUGUCUCGUGGGCGUCUUCGUGGUGUUCAUUCACGCCUACCAGGUGACCCCCCAAUGGAAAGCCUACGACGAUGUCUUCAGAGGAAGGACCAAUGGCACAGAGGUCCCGCUAGUGAUGUAUCUCUUUGCCCUGAUUUCUCUGGUGUGGCUCUGGGGUGGCCUACACAUGGCUUACAGACUCCUUUGGAUGCUGAUAAUGUAUGUCAUCUUCAACAGCAUGUUGGGGGUCUAUGUCUUCAUAGUGUACUUUAUACUGCACAAUCAGCUCUGUUGGCCGGUCAAAGCCAGCUACAGUGUGGAGAUGAGUGGACACCCCAGCCCAGGAUCAGCAUUUCAGGGGAGUGGAAGUCCUUCCGUUGGAGGAGAGAUUAGCAAGUCCACCCAGAACCUUAUAACUGCCAUGGAGGAGAUGCCUCCAGACUGGGAGAGAACGUCAUUGAGGCCCACCAGCCAGGCCAGCAGUGUCUUCAAGCAGAGUCCUCAGAACGGGAAAGCCUACACCACACAGGGAGGGUUCCCUAACAGCUUGCAGGUGGCAGAGGAGGAGUCCCAAGAGUUUGAUGAUCUAAUAUUUGCCUUAAAGACUGGUUCCAGCCUUAACAUGAACGACAAUGAGUCGGGUCACGGCAGUCAGGAUGGAGGCAGCAUUGCAAACUCACAGAUUGUAGAGCUGAGAAGAAUUCCCAUCGCAGACACUCAUCUCUAACUCUUUACUUUUAAAUGAAAAAAAAUCGGUAUUUUUGUAUGGUACUUGUACUGCUUUUGCACUAAAACAAAUGAUGUAAUUGGAUAGAAUGCUGUUAAAAAAAAUUCACUAGGUGUUUGAUACCAUGAAAGAUUUGUACAACAGACCUUAAUUAAAACGUACUGCAUAAAGACAAAAAAAAGACUUACCCUAACUGGAUGUAAAUAUUAUGUAGAAUAAAUAAGGGAUAGGCAAGUAUUCUCAAUAACACUGAUCAGUUUGUGUAACGUUGUUAAUAAAACU